AUGAAGCUGACUUUCAAGGAUUUGAAGCAGCAGAAGUUCGUGAUCGAAGCCGAACCAUCAGAACUAAUCUCUGAGGUGAAGGAGAAGAUCUCACAGGAGAAGGGGUGGGAGACGUCUCAGCAAAAAUUGAUCUACUCUGGCAAGAUCCUCCAAGAUGGCAAUACCGUUGAGUCCUAUAAGAUCGAGGAGAAGGGUUUCAUUGUUUGCAUGAUACAAAAGCCCAAGGUCGCCCCUUCUUCCAGUUCUACUCCCUCGAAAGUUCCUUCAACGCCUGCCCCCACUGGCGCAUCCACUCCAGCACCUCCACCAGCUCCAGCCCCAGCGGUAAGCUCAUCUACAAAUGCUAUCCCGGCAACUCCCUCACCUGCUGGCGCUGGUGCAGCACCCAAUCCUCUAGGUGCGCCCACGGCGUCUACUACCUCUGGCCUCACCAUGGGCACUGAGCGCGCAGCGCAGAUUGCGGAGAUGGAAAGCAUGGGUUUUGAGAGGUCCCAGAUUGAGCUGGCUAUGCGAGCUGCCUUUUACAAUUCGGAGCGGGCUAUUGAAUACCUUUUGACUGGCAUUCCUGAAAACCUCCAGCAAGAGGCAAGACCUGCUGCUCCUGCGGCAGGCGCUCAAGCCGAGGCUUCACCAACACCGGCCGCGCCCCCUGCUGCACAAACCGGAGCCGAAGGAGCUGAAGACCCAAUAAACCUCUUUGAGGCCGCUGCCCAGGCUGGAACUGGAGGAGCUGGCGGACCCGGUGCCACUCGGGGUGGUGCUGCAAAUCUCUUUGGAUCGGCCGGUGGAGCUGGCGGAGCUGCUGCCGGUGGCCUAGGCAACCUCGAUUUCCUGCGAAACAACGCACAAUUCCAGCAAUUGCGGCAAGUUGUCCAACAGAAUCCUCAAAUGCUUGAGCCAAUCCUCCAACAAGUUGGCGCCGGCAAUCCCCAGCUCGCAGCCUUGAUCGGCCAAAAUCCAGAGCAGUUCCUCCAACUCCUAAGUGAGGAUGGCGACAAUGAUGCACCAUUACCACCCGGAGCUCAAGCUAUUAGUGUCACGGAGGAAGAGCGUGCAGCGAUUGAACGGUUGUGCGGUCUAGGAUUCCCUCGAGACCAAGCCAUACAAGCCUAUUUCGCUUGCGACAAAAAUGAGGAGCUUGCAGCCAACUUCCUGUUUGACCAGCCAGAUGAUGAGGAAUGA
Venustampulla echinocandica is the source of this 1182-nucleotide messenger RNA. RefSeq lists its product as uncharacterized. The transcript has 7 exons. The record is from RefSeq and is a predicted model, not a curated record. NCBI's taxonomy places the organism in Eukaryota, Fungi, Ascomycota, Leotiomycetes, Helotiales, Pleuroascaceae. Bases 1 to 1182 code for a protein of 393 amino acids. Gene Ontology annotation, molecular function: ubiquitin binding; proteasome binding; polyubiquitin modification-dependent protein binding. Gene Ontology annotation, cellular component: nucleoplasm; cytosol. Gene Ontology annotation, biological process: nucleotide-excision repair; proteasome-mediated ubiquitin-dependent protein catabolic process.